AUGGUUCGCGGCGCUGAGUACGACAACGGUCUGCCCCAGAGCGACAACCCCAUCGAGAACGGUCCCAACAAGGCCCACGGCGUUGGCAACGAGUCUGCCGACCUCAGCCGCGCCCACAAGACCGCCCCCAUGCCUGAGGAGACAGGUUCCGGCCGUGACGUCUUCCCCAGCCAGCCCAGCGGCGGCUACGAGAACACCUCCGGCAGCGGCAAGGGCGGUCACGAGCCCAAGUCCACUGGCGAGAAGAAGGGUUUCGGUGCCCUCCCCGGUCAAUAG
Penicillium antarcticum is the source of this 276-nucleotide messenger RNA. RefSeq lists its product as uncharacterized. The transcript is spliced from 2 exons. The record is from RefSeq and is a predicted model, not a curated record. Lineage: Eukaryota; Fungi; Ascomycota; Eurotiomycetes; Eurotiales; Aspergillaceae. Bases 1 to 276 code for a protein of 91 amino acids.